CGCUACUUGCGAACGACACACUGAAACGCAAAGGCAUCCUACAGCAACUCUAUUCGUGAGAAAACAUCGCUACGAGAAAGGUAACUGAGAAAACAAUCCUUUAUGGAACGUCACAGACUCAAGAUGGUUGUAAAUGGAAGUUUACUGCAUGAAAAUCUCCCGAUACGCCGAUAUAGUUUUAGAUCACGAACCAUUUACUUUUAUACCUAUGAGAAAUGUGGCUUACUUAAGAAGAGAAAAAGUGGUGCUCUGAACUGCCUGAUAUCUGGGGAACGCUCAAGUCACGUCGCUAAGACAGAAAGCGUCACUCCCGAAUCGAUAAACGUGCAGUCGACUUCUGACUUACACUUGCUGAAUCCAGUCGUAUCCCAACAUUGCUUCCUUCCACUGCAAAGACAGUAAGUACUAUACAUCGUCGGCAUACGUGCAAUACAGACAAAUUUCAAAGGUAUAAAUAAGCCUGAAAAUAAAGUGUGAAAAAAGCCGUGGCCCCGGGGAUGCUUGCCUUUAAUGAUGCGUCAAUAAAAAUAAACUUUUGGAGCUGAAACACAGGAAAGAAAUUCAAGUGAAAACAAUUUAGUAUACAUCGGCAUUUUCUUCACUUACGUUUUGAUAUACCUUAGUGUUUCGAAGCGAUACUUUCACAAAUGAACGCACAGUACUCUGAGCAGAGUUAACACCAGGCAUGGGGUAAUUGUAAUCGAUUAGGUACAAUCGAUUACAGUUUUUCAAGUAAUCAUAAUCGUAAUCGAUUACCCUCUUUUUUUUUAAGUAAUCGUAAUCGUAAUCGAAUACAUUGAAAAUGUAAUGGUAAAUAGCUACAAUAAUUUUCAUGUUAAUAGAGUCGUUUAAGAUAAGGACCCAAGGCAGACGUGAGGCAUGAACUGGCGAUUCUGGGAAUGGAUCAACGUGUCUGGCGGGGCGCCGUAAACAUCCUUUAACACCCUGGGGCGUCUGGGGAGAUCGCGGAGGGCCAUGCAGUCCACCCGGCUCAGUGCGUGGCUGUGGUGGCAGGGCAGGCGCGGGGGCUGGAGCGGCCGCACUAUAUGGUGCUGCCUGCUGGGGGCCUGGAUGCUGCUGGUGACGACUCAGGUGGUGGUGCUGCAGACACGCCCGUACAUCGUCCACCCGGCCCUGGCGCGGGAAUGCUACCCAGGGGGCGGCGGUAGGGGUCUGCAGCUCGCGAACACCUGCUGCCGCAUGCAUAACUACACCGGCCAGAACGUGACCACUUGUGCUGAGAGGAUCCGCGCCGCCGCAGCCCACAAUCCAAGAGGCAGACACCCACGGUCCGCCGCCACGCCCAGCACCAGCAUCCACAGCCCUAACGAGUACCUUAUCAGCUUCUACCGCGCCGCCUCCCGCGCCUCAUCCAACAGCUCUUCGUCGCCCGGCUCGCCCCUCCCUCUGGACAGCGCGAGGGCCCCAGCAAACAUUACGUGGGCGGUGGUGGGGGACUCCCGCGUGAGGCAAGUCUUCAGCGGCCUGGUGACGAGACUCGCCUCGCCCAGACUCCGGUACAAGAAGCCCUCCACGCUGGGUAAGUGGCGCAGCAUACACGAGCUGACUGAGAGUCUGCGAACGGGGAAGCUCCACGAGGACAUUGAGGUGUACCAUCUGGAUGCCUCGCUGAGACUCGUGUUCUACUGGGAUCCAUUACUGACACGUCUGCCACAGCUUCUCCGCCAGUGGGAGGACAACACUAAGCACCGCCCAGCCCUCUUACUGAUAGGAUCAGCCCUCCACUGGAUGAAGUCAGCCAUCUCACCCUCACCCCCCAAGAGCCCCCAAUUGCCGGUCCCCACCCUUGGCAGGUACAGGCAGCACAUGCUCUCCUUCCUGCCCCUCCUGGCACAGCAGGCAAAGACAAUACAGACCAUCUUGCUUCUGCAAGAUCAUGUGCUUGAAUCCCACAUCUUCAAGGAGUACCACAACAUUUACUCCAACAACAACAUCGACCAGUACAACACCUUCCUCUCCUUCUACAUCACUGGCACUGACAUCAUACUGUGGGACAGCAACAUUCCCUUCUCAGACAUGUAUCACAAACAGUGCAAACACAACCACAGGAAAACGUACGACAUGACUUGGAACUGUGCCGACCCGAUGCACAGUGGGUACGUAAUUGUGGAAAAGUAUGUUGACAUGCUAAUGAAUGACGUUUGUAACCCAUUUUUAGAUCUGGAAGCUGGCUACUGCUAGUAAAAUUGUAAAUGUUGUGCUGACUUUGGAGCUGUACAUUUUUGCUUUCUGAAUGAGUGUAAUGAAUAAAAAAUUAAAAAUAUGGAGUUAUGCAAUUAUCCUUAAAAAUUAUUUCAUGUUUGAUUCAUCCAUUUCAAAUAGAUUUUUAAAUUUAGGAUAAUUCAUUGUUUUAAAAGCAAUGGUGAUCUUUUGAGGAGGAGGUACUGAGCUUCAGUAACAUUCUAAAAGAUCACUCACUUGCCAC
Eriocheir sinensis (Chinese mitten crab) is the source of this 2446-nucleotide messenger RNA. RefSeq names its product N-acetylneuraminate 9-O-acetyltransferase-like. The transcript is spliced from 5 exons. NCBI's taxonomy places the organism in Eukaryota, Metazoa, Arthropoda, Malacostraca, Decapoda, Varunidae. The record is from RefSeq and is a predicted model, not a curated record. The coding region runs from base 976 to 2202 and encodes 408 amino acids.